AUGGAAGGAGGGAGACGGAAUUGCUUGUGUCCUGUCUCUGUAGCCCCUGAGCCUUCUGCACCCUGCAACGCCACCCGCGGGACGCAGUCAUGGCAGUCAUCUCGCACAUUCCGAAGAACCAGCCUAUCUCUGAGCUCGGGCUUCUGGCACGCCACAGGACGCCACUCCAGCCGGCGACUCCUGCGGGCCAUCCCCCGCCACGUGGCCCAGAUCCUGCAGGCAGACGUACUCUGGCAGAUGGGACACACAGGUGCUGGUGUAAAGGUGGCAGUGUUUGAUACAGGCCUGAGUGAGAAGCACCCACAUUUUAAGAACGUGAAGGAAAGGACCAACUGGACUAAUGAAAAGACACUAGAUGAUGGUCUGGGCCACGGUACCUUUGUAGCAGGAGUGAUCGCCAGUAUGAGGGAGUGUCAGGGCUUUGCCCCCGACUCAGAGCUGCACAUCUUCAGAGUGUUCACCAACAACCAGGUUUCGUACACCUCGUGGUUCCUGGAUGCCUUUAACUACGCCAUACUGAAGAAGAUUGAUGUUCUUAAUCUCAGCAUUGGGGGUCCAGACUUCAUGGACCACCCCUUUGUUGAUAAGGUAUGGGAGCUCACUGCCAACAAGGUGAUCAUGGUUUCUGCUAUCGGCAACGAUGGACCUCUGUAUGGCACCCUGAACAACCCAGCAGACCAGAUGGACGUGAUCGGGGUGGGGGGGAUCGACUUUGAGGACAACAUCGCUCGGUUUUCCUCCAGAGGCAUGACCACUUGGGAGCUACCCGGGGGCUACGGCAGGGUGAAGCCCGACAUCGUCACCUACGGUUCAGGGGUCCGGGGGUCUGGGAUGAAGGAGGGCUGUCGCUCUCUGUCCGGCACCAGCGUGGCCUCUCCUGUGGUGGCUGGUGCUGUUACUCUCCUGGCCAGCACCGUCCAGAACAGGGAUCUGGUGAACCCCGCCUCCAUGAAGCAGGCUCUGAUCGCGUCGGCCCGCAGGCUGCCGGGGGUCAACAUGUUCGAGCAGGGCCACGGGAAGCUAGACCUGAUCCGAGCCUACCAGGUCCUCAACAGCUACAAACCUCAGGCCAGUCUGUCCCCCAGCUACAUCGACCUGACAGAGUCUCCCUACAUGUGGCCUUACUGCUCUCAGCCCAUCUACUACGGAGGAAUGCCCACCAUCGUCAACGUGACCAUCCUGAACGGCAUGGGAGUCACGGGCAGGAUUUUAGACAAGCCCAUCUGGCAGCCGUACCUCCCUCAGAACGGAGACCACAUUGACGUGGCCGUGUCCUACUCCCCCGUGCUGUGGCCGUGGGCCGGGUACCUGGCCGUGUCCAUCUCCGUGGCCAAGAAAGCGGCAUCAUGGGAAGGGAUCGCUCAGGGUCAUGUGAUGAUCACAGUGGCGUCGCCUGCAGAGAACAAUUCGGAGGCGGGUGGUGAGAUGACCUCCACAGUCAAACUUCCAAUCAAGGUGAAGAUCGUCCCGACCCCCCCUCGCAGUAAGAGGGUGCUCUGGGAUCAGUACCACAACCUGCGCUACCCCCCCGGAUACUUUCCCCGAGACAACCUCCGCAUGAAGAACGACCCACUGGACUGGAACGGAGACCACAUCCACACUAACUUCAGGGACAUGUACCAGCACCUGAGGAGUAUGGGAUAUUUUGUGGAGGUGCUCGGAGCGCCCAUCACCUGCUUUGAUGCCAGCCAGUACGGCACUCUGAUGAUGGUGGACAGCGAGGAGGAGUAUUUCCCCGAAGAGAUCACCAAGCUGAGGAGAGACAUCGACAACGGCCUGUCGCUCAUCGUCUUCAGCGACUGGUACAACACCUCGGUCAUGAGGAAGGUCAAGUUCUAUGACGAAAACACCAGGCAGUGGUGGAUGCCGGACACAGGGGGCGCUAACGUUCCUGCUCUGAACGACCUAAUCUCAGUGUGGGGGAUGGCCUUCAGUGACGGGCUGUACGAGGGGGACUUCACCUUGGCUGAUCAUGACAGUAAGACA
Notothenia coriiceps (black rockcod) is the source of this 1986-nucleotide messenger RNA. It is a transcript of the gene mbtps1, whose product is annotated as membrane-bound transcription factor peptidase, site 1. Lineage: Eukaryota; Metazoa; Chordata; Actinopteri; Perciformes; Nototheniidae. Gene Ontology annotation, cellular component: Golgi apparatus. Gene Ontology annotation, biological process: proteolysis. Gene Ontology annotation, molecular function: serine-type endopeptidase activity. The annotation marks the transcript as partial. The record is from RefSeq and is a predicted model, not a curated record. The transcript is spliced from 15 exons.